AGCGCGAAGAUGGCGGCGGUGUCGACCGUUUCUCUGCAGGAAGGCAGUCCGGCCAGAGAACUUCAUGUCGCUCAGAGCGGGAGCAGCGGGAGCCUCGGAGAGCGGGUUCGAGUGGAGGAGGGCACCGAAGCAGAGAAGCAGAGCCGCAUCAGUGCCUUGCUGGAGCGGCUACACGCCAAGCACAAUGCAUCGCGUCCGUGGCAGGAGACCAGCAAAGUGGUGCGACAGGCCAUGGAGAAACGUGGGGCCACGAAUUCAGCAGGACACCAGCUUCUUCUCACUUGCUUGGAGACACUGCAGAGAGCACUGAAAGUGUCCUCUCUGCCGUCCAUGACGGAUCGUCUGGAGUCCAUUGGCCGACAGAAUGGGCUCGGGUCCCAUCUCAGCCCAUCCGGGACAGAGUGCUACAUAACUUCUGACAUGUUUUACGUGGAAGUGCAGCUCGACAGCGGGGGGCAGUUGGUGGAUGUGAAGGUGGCACAUCAUGGAGAGAACCCAGUGAGCUGUCCAGAGCUUGUUCAGCACCUCAGAGAGAAGAACUUUGAGGAAUUCUCCAAACAUCUUAAGGGUCUGGUCAACUUGUACAAGCUUCCUGGAGACAAUAAGCUAAAAACAAAGAUGUACCUGACUCUCCAGUCUCUGGAGCUGGACCUUACAAAGAUGAUGCAUAUGUUCAGGUUGGCCACAAACGCUAGUACCAUUGAGACCAUCCUGCAUGGCAGUGUUGGUCUGCUGACACCACGCAGUGGAGGUCUUCUGUUGUCCCUGCAGUGCUAUGUGUCACCAUACGAUGUGUUUGAGGAGGGAACUGGUGCUGUACUCAACUUCACCGACUCCACAGUCCCCCGUUCUCUGGGGAUCAGUGUGUCAGUAACAGUGGAAGGCACCUCCUCCGUCUACAAGCUCCCUAUUGCCCCCUUAAUCACAGGUUCCCAUCCAGUGGACAACAAAGGGACUCCUUCCUUUUCUGCUGUCACCAACUCCAACUCUGUUGAACUUCCAGCCUGUUUCUUUCUGAAGAUGAACCAGCCCACUCCUUUCUCACUGUCCUUCAUACAGAGGAUGGGCAAAGCUACAGGUAUCUCUGUGUUUGAGACGACACCCACGCUGGCCCCGCUCUAUGAGCUCAUUGUGCAGAGUCAGCUGCAGGAGGAAGGGGCAGGUGUCCUGCCCAGCCACGCGCAAACCAUGCGUUUCUACGCUUCCCUUCCAGGCCAGCAACACUGUUACUUCCUGAACCGGGAUGCUCCAGUACAGGAUGGACGAUGCCUGCAAGGCGCGCUGGUGUCAAAAAUCCCAUUCCGACACCCAGCACAAGUACCUGCGCUGCUGGACGUCAUUCGGCAUCAGGCUGCAUAUAACACUCUGAUUGGGAGCUGUGUUAAACAAACCCUGAUUAAAGAAGACACACCGGGGUUGCUGCAGUUUGAGGUGUGUCCUCUGACUGAUUCCAGCUUCAGUGUGUCCUUCCAGCACCCAGUCAAUGAGUCCUUGGUCUGUGUGGUCAUGGAUGUUAUUGACUCAACCCAGGUGUCCUGUAAACUGUACAAAGGUCACUCAGAUGCCUUGAUCUGCACAGAUGAUUUUAUAACCAAGGUGGUUCAAAGGUGCAUGUCCAUCCCUGUUACCAUGAGAGCCAUCCGCCGUAAAGCAGAGACUAUCCAAGCUGACACACCAGCCUUAUCUCUGAUCCAGGAAACUUUGGAGGACAUGGUAAAGAAGAACCUGCCGCCUACUAGUAGCCCUGGUUAUGGCAUGGGUGGCGGAGGUACCGGGGGAAACCCUAUGGGCCUCCCUGGUGCUGGUGGGGGCAACACACCCACAGGCAGUGGCUGCAGUGGAGGUGGUACUGGAGGUGGGCCCUCUUUUACUGGGCCAGUCACCUCACUCUAUGGAAUGAAUAGGACCUCUGGGUCCGGAGCAGAAGGAAUUUUGCAAUUUGGAGGUGGAGGACAGCAACAUCAGCUACAACAGUCACAAACAAGUCAUGGAGAGGAUUUCAGUAAAGUGACACAAAACCCCAUUUUGACCAGUCUCCUGCAAAUCACGGGUAGUGUUGGCUCUAGCCCAACACCUCAGCCGCCAUCUUCUGUGUCACAACCCCACCAGACUCCACCCCCAACCUCAUCUCCUGCCAGUAACACCAAAAACCAUCCCAUGUUGAUGCAUCUGCUGAAGGACAACCCCUCUCAGGAUUUUACCACCCUCUAUAGUUCUGGCCCGCUGGAGAGGCAGAACUCGUCCUCUGAGUCACCCCGCACAGAUAACUUGGGUGCUCCUUGUGCUAGUGGUGGGACAAAGGCCAAGAAGAAGCGCCCAAGGGGGCCAGAGAAAGGAGUGGUAGCUGGAGGAAGUAUGGGAAUGAAGCCACAACCAAGUGGCCCAGUACUGCAUCACCCCCACCCUCAUCACCCCACCGAAGAUGAUUUCCACCGAGAACUUUUCUCCAUGGAUGUGGAACCGCAGAAUCCCAUCUUUGAUGUGAAUCUACCAGGUGAUGGGCUUGACACACCACACAGUAUAACCCCAGCUCCUAGCCAGUGUGGGACCCCACCUGCAGGCCCUGGUGUGCCAUACCACACUCAGCCCCACACCCAGUCCCAGCAGCAGCAGCAGCAGCCCCUAGGCUCAGGUUUGCCAAGGAUGGCGCGGCUCUCCAGCUCUGACAGUAUUGGUGCCGAUAUAAAUGAGAUCCUGUCUGACAUUCCCGAGCAGGCAGGCAAAGUGUCAGGCGGCAACAGUCACAGCCAGCACCACCUUAGUGGGGAGGAUGGAGGCCCCCUUGGUACCCCACUGCGGGACUCCUCUAGUUCAGGCCAGGGAAGUGCCGUCUUUGAGGCUGACUUAUUUAAUGCUAACAGCAAUGAGAACCCUUUCCCCGAUGCUGCAGACUUAAUCGCUGAGGCAACCACUGCAGCAACCCCUACAAGUGAUUCCUCUUCUACCAACUUUUUCCCUGAUGCAGUUGAGUUCAAUCCUGAUCUUCUCACUGGGUCGGGCUUUGCUCCAGCGUACUUUGAAGACAGUUCCCCCAGUGCUGAUGGUGACCUUGACCUUGUGCAAAAUACUCCAGUGGGAACCCCCCAGAACCCCACUCCACAUGGCCGCAGUACCCCUGAACCACCACUUAAGGACCCUUUUGAUAUGAAUAUAGGUUUUGGGGGCACAGGUGGAGGUGGAAAACCACUCCUUGGACCAGCCCCAGAUCUUGGGGACUCUCACACUGGGGGUGGACAGAGUCCCCUCAUGAUAGCAAUAGGAGGGGUAGGUGGUGAUUUCAAGAGUGCAGAAAUGAAAGUAAAACAGCAACAGCAAAUGAUGCGGGGGAAGGAUGACAAUGGUGGUGGAGGCACCUCUGUCAUGGGUGGGCUAGGAGGGAGUUCAUCUGAAGGAAAGCAGGUCAAGCGCAGUCGUACUCCUUCCAGUGAGAGCAAAUCCAAAGACAAACCCCCCAAACGUAAGAAGAUGGACCCUGACAGCAAGUCACCAUCUCACAGCACGGGCAAUAGACCUUACACUCCUCCUAGUGGAAGUGCAGGUUCUGGAGUCCCAAUGGGAGGAGGGGGAUCAAAGUCUCCUGGCAGUUCUGGGCGAUCACAGACACCACCGGGGGGUGCCACACCUCCUAUACCCAAAAUUACAAUUCAGAUUCCAAAAGGCACCUUGACAGGUGGCAAGACUUCCUCACAUGGAGGGUACACAUCUACUAGCUCUGCUGGGGGAAGCACUAGUAGCACAGGUGGUAGCAGUGGCAGUAAGAGUCAUCACUCUCACUCCUCAUCCUCCUCCUCCUCCGGCAAAGUCAAAGGCAGUAAAUCAGAAGGACCUCUAAGUCAAAGCAACAGUUCAAAACCAGGGGGUGGAGGGAGUGGUGGAGGAGGGAGCUCCCAGUCCAAGAGCUCUUCCCAGGGACUUGGGGUGGGGAAGCCAGGCUCAUCGCCUAUAACUAAGCAUGGUCUGUCAGGGGUUGGAAGUGGGAGCAGUGUAGGAGGAAGCGGAAGCAAAAUAAAACCUCAGGGAGGGAAGCCACCUGGAUCCCUUAUCAACCCAAACAUCAAGCCUAACAUCUCACCUUCACAUUCUCGGUCUGGUACCUCUGACAAGCUUUCUUCACCAAUGAAACUUCAGCAGACACAGGUCCCAGGUACUCCACCAUCAUCCAAGGCGAAAUCACCAAUGGGUUCAGGGAGUGGUGGCUCAGGAGGGUCAAAGUCAUUAGCAGGAGCUGGAAUGGGAUCGCAAAAGCAGCUGGGUAGUGGCUCGUCGUCUGGUUCUUCCUCAUCUUCUUCCUCUUCUUCGUCUAGUUCGUCAUCCUCUGGUUCCAUGUCCUUUUCCACAGGCUCACAGUACAGUGCAAGUGGAGGUGGGGGAAGUGGAGGGGGAGGCGGAGGGGGUGGAGGAGGGAACAACCCCAAUGCCAAGGGCAAGUCACCAAGCCGCAACAAGAAGCCUUCCUUGACAGCAGUCAUCGACAAGUUGAAAAGUGUUGGCGGUGGAGGCAUUGGGGGUGAAGAAGGCAGUGAUGGGGGCUGUAGCACUGGGGCUGGUGCUGGAGGAGGAAGUGGAGGUGUUCCCUCCAACAUCGGGCCACCGUCGUCCAAGCAUGGAAUAUCAUCCCAGGGUGGAGAAUAUGUAAGUAAGCGAGACAAGGUGGAGAAGGAAGGAAAGUCCAAAGUAUCUGUGUCGGGAGGUAGCUCAGGAGACAAGAAACCACUGGAUUCCAAGAGCGGAGGAGCUGGCAGCACUGGGGUGGCCAAGAUCAUCAUCAGUAAGCCAGACGGUGGCUCUCCAAGCAUCAAGGCCAAGGUGACCCUUCAGAAACCUGGCGAGGCUUCUGGGGAAGCCAUGCGCUCCCAGCUCCCAGGCCUCAAAGCCUCACCCUUAUUCAGCGGCUCCACUCCUAAGCAUGAUCGCAGCUCCCCCAGUCACAGUCGCUCUCCUGGGUACACACCUCUCAACCCUGACAGCGAAAGUGAGUCUGGCAGCAGCUCCGUGGCCGAGAAGUCCCACCAGAACAGCCCGAGCUCAGACGACGAUCAGGCUUUGCGACCCUUGCAGACUCCUCAUGAGUACAUGAGCUCUGUUCCUGUGAGCUCGUUGGAAAAGCACAAAAAACAUAAGAAGGAGAAGAAAAAGCAGAAGGAGAGGGAGCGCGACAGGGACAGAGACAGGGAACGAGAAAAGGAAAAAAAGAAGUCCUCGUCAUCCUGCCCCCCCUCUUCGCACCCUCUAAAACCGGACAGCUGGUCUCGUUCGCCCAUUUCUGCACCCGAUCCCUCCCUUUCCAUGUUGGGGUCGGACCGCCCAGCCCGGCCAAGCCCUGCCUACCUUCACACCGAGGACGACGACCUCAUGGAUUCGGCGCUCACUGGCAACCUGGAGCCCUUCAAAUAAGACUUCUGUCACUGUGUCGCCCAACUUUGGAUUCCUCGCGUCCGCAACAGUCUUACGAGCUGCUCUAGCGGAAUGUGGCAUUUGGUUUCCAGUUGUAUGAAGCAGAAAUUUUUGUGGCUCAGCUAUGAACUGGGAACGUUGGUUCUUUUAAGGUUAACACAGCAAGGAGAAAAGCCUUGGGCCUUGGGCUUUUUAUUUGAUUUUGUUUUGUACCUGUUAGCAGGAGGGUGUCACAAAAUUGACAUUUUAGCUGAAGUUCCUCAAUGGCCAUUUAUACUGGAUUUCAUUCUCAUCAAUUUCCCUGUCAAACUGGUCCAAUUUGUAAUAUGUGUUAUUUAUACUCGCACUUCCUCACUUAGUCACUGAAUGUCAAUACAAAUGUAUUUGUGGAGAAGUUUUAAAACAGAUUAAUUCAGAGGAUGGGAAGAUUAAAACAGCUGGACUUGCGUAGGUGGCCCCUCAAUCUGUACAGAAAUUGAACGACUUCUGCACCCCCACCCCCAAUAUUAUGCGGGGCCCCUUUUCAGAAUUUUGCAGCAGUGCUGGAUUUGCUUUCUGAAACAUUGAUGCAACUCCUGGAUGCAGAGUGAUAGCAACUUUCCUGCUG
This is a messenger RNA of Scleropages formosus (Asian bonytongue), 6001 nucleotides long. It is a transcript of the gene med1, whose product is annotated as mediator complex subunit 1. The transcript has 17 exons. The coding region runs from base 10 to 5394 and encodes 1794 amino acids. Gene Ontology annotation, biological process: cellular response to thyroid hormone stimulus; regulation of transcription by RNA polymerase II. Gene Ontology annotation, molecular function: nuclear vitamin D receptor binding; nuclear thyroid hormone receptor binding; nuclear retinoic acid receptor binding. NCBI's taxonomy places the organism in Eukaryota, Metazoa, Chordata, Actinopteri, Osteoglossiformes, Osteoglossidae. Gene Ontology annotation, cellular component: mediator complex. The record is from RefSeq and is a predicted model, not a curated record.